AUGCUCGUGAUUGGCUCUCGGGAGUUUUCGCAGGCUCCCCCAGGACCGUUCCCGGAUCCCGAAUUCACGCGACACAACUACCUCACACCGUUCCCUCCCCUCUUGUCAUCCCUUUCCCGACCUCGUCGUCGUCGUCUCUCUCGUUCCGGAAUGCAGUCUCUGGCUAGAUCAGCGUUGCGCCCGGCGCUUCGGGCACGUACCUUCGCCUCGUCGGCGACGAGGGCGCAAGCGGCGGCGGUAGAGAAGCAGCCGCUCUUGAAGGAGUUCAAGAUUUACCGUUGGAACCCGGAUGAGCCAGAGAAGAAGCCUACUCUCCAGUCGUACACCAUUGAUUUGAACCAGUGCGGACCUAUGGUUCUUGAUGCGCUCAUCAAGAUCAAGAACGAGAUCGACCCGACGUUAACGUUCCGUCGCUCUUGCCGAGAGGGUAUCUGUGGGUCUUGCGCCAUGAACAUCAACGGCCAGAACACCCUGGCCUGCCUCUGCCGCAUUGACCGUAACGCUUCGAAGGACUCGAAGAUCUACCCCCUUCCGCACAUGUACAUCGUCAAGGACCUGGUGCCUGACCUUACGCUGUUCUACAAACAAUACAAGUCCAUCGAGCCCUACCUGAAGAACGACAACCCGCCAGAGAAGGGCGAGUUCUUGCAGAGCCAGGAGGACAGGAAGAAGCUGGAUGGGCUUUACGAGUGUAUCCUGUGCGCGUGCUGCUCAACGAGUUGCCCGAGUUACUGGUGGAACCAGGACGAAUACCUCGGUCCAGCCACUUUGAUGGCUGCCUACCGAUGGAUCGCUGAUUCACGAGAUGCCUAUGGUGCUCAACGCAAGGAGCGUUUGCAGAAUGAGAUGAGCAUGUACCGUUGCCACACUAUCUUCAACUGUGCGCGGACAUGCCCGAAGGGUCUCAACCCCGCCGCCGCUAUUGCCAAGAUCAAGCUGGAGCUGGCAGCCGACUAA
This is a messenger RNA of Gloeophyllum trabeum ATCC 11539, 957 nucleotides long. RefSeq lists its product as uncharacterized. Lineage: Eukaryota; Fungi; Basidiomycota; Agaricomycetes; Gloeophyllales; Gloeophyllaceae. The record is from RefSeq and is a predicted model, not a curated record. Gene Ontology annotation, cellular component: mitochondrial membrane. Gene Ontology annotation, molecular function: 2 iron, 2 sulfur cluster binding; electron transfer activity. The coding region runs from base 1 to 957 and encodes 318 amino acids. The transcript is spliced from 5 exons. Gene Ontology annotation, biological process: aerobic respiration; tricarboxylic acid cycle; respiratory electron transport chain.